UAUGUUACUUAAUAGAUAAUACUAUUUAUACAUAUAGCCGCAAGGUUAAUGUCAUGCGGAAAUAUUCACGCAAUUCACAAAAUUUCAUCGGAUUUAGCUAUAUGUGUUUUAUAAAACGAGUGAUUUAAGGCUAGUCUUCGUGCCACUUUCGUGAUUGAUAUACAAUAGAUAUAUCAUGUUCACGGAGAUACCAACAUAAAAACGUAAGUUCUCUUUUUAUUAUUAUGGUUCAGAUCUGAAGUAUUUUCAUAUUAUGACGUAGAUAAAAUAUGUAACACUUUAAAGCAGGUUUUCAAAGAAGUUGUCAAAAUGAUACAUUGUUAAACCAGGUUUCAGCACAGUGAAGAUCUUGGUUAUUAGACGUGUGUUUUACGUGCUGGCGGUCAUUGUCAUUGAAUUCCGGUCUUAAAUUCAGUUGUUUGCAUCAACCUAAAAUCUUGAUGAAGCAAACUUGCAUGGCUACUUAACUGGAUUGUACUAUGUGCGUGUCGGGUGCUCAUGGCUUUCUUUACUUCAUCUCGAGUCAUCCUAAGGUCAAAACGGCAUCUGUUUAAUAAAUGGGGUUUCGAUGAAGAUAUUGAGCAAAAUAUGACGACGUCCUUGCACGCGGUCGCGCUGUUACUUGUCGUGGUGGCCGCCCCAGUUACGUUUGGGAUGUUUGUAUCCAUGGCUGAAAAUAAACUCACCCUUCCAAAUGACUCGCCUAAACCUAUUGAUAAACCGGUCACUGAAACGGAAGAGCGAAUAACGGACGUCGAGAAGGACAAACGUGUCUUUAAUACUGGUUUUGGUGAGCCUGAUGAGUCUGCUACAGCUAUUGACAACGCAUCAAAGACGAACGAGGCAUCGAAAACAACGGCAAAGACACCCACCGCUGAAAUAUCAGAAACCUUUUCUGGUUACAACAAUGCAACGAUGACUGCCAUGUCAAUGAAACUAAAAGCAUACAUUAAGCAAAUACCUAUACCAGUAGCAGAUUCUUGGAGAGAUGUGUACUUAGCUUAUCUAAGGUUUCUUUCCGAGAAAAUUCGGCAAUAUGGAGAUAUUAAACAAUACAAUGAGGGACACAAUGGUCACAGUCAGCACUACCUUUCCAUGAUUCAAGAUCGCAUUGAUAAACUAACGGAUGCACCUAAAGAUGCGUCUGAUCGUGAUGAUCGUAAUAAUAACGAUACAGAUCUUGCGGAUGGAGAAAAGAUCGGAAAAGUAAAACGUACCAAUACACAAGCAGAUGAUGAAAAAACUCAUGAACGUGACAAAACAUUAUUCAACAAAGAUGUUGACAAACAUCUGGGAUCAGCAAUGAAUCCUAAGGAAACGCAAUCUCAGAAGGUUGAGGCACCUUCCAAUGCGUCAGAAGAGCAAAUAACAGACGAUGAUAUGAACCAACAAGAUGCUUUUGCUGAUGUUGAUGUGACUGACCAGGCUGAUUCAACUGUUGAGAGCACAACAAACACAUACGGGGUGCGCAAAAAGCGUCAAGCAAAUGACACCAUCGUAAAUGAAAACACAGAUAACGCUAACAUUGAUGCCCUGAAUCCCACGACAUUGAUUCCAACAGAAACCCAGGCUAGCGUAACACAAGAAGUGACAGUUUUAGACGACUAUCUGUUCAGCGUUAAUAGCUUUCUCGGUCGAUGGUUAGGUGGGACGGGAGAAGACGUUGCUUUGCCUCGGAUACCAAGAGACUGCUUGUACACGAAAGACGACGACCUUAUGGAGUGCGAUCCUCAGACGCAGACGAUCGUACUGCGCAUGCGCAGACAGCGGUUCCCUGAGAGCACUUGCCCGCCCCGAAUCAUCGUCCCGUGCGUCGAAUAUACUAGAGGACCUCCUCCUGGUAGACAAGAUUUCUCCGACCGGCCGCCAGAAACGAGUGACGCACCUUUGCCAGUAGACACUGGGCCUGGGCCUCCUCAAGGAAGAACGGGUUUCCCUGGCAGACCCUCCGUCAAUCUGAACAUACCAUUUAUGGAUAUCAUACCAGAUGGUUGUCGGUACACACCAGAUCGCGGUUCGACCUGUGACCCCGAAACAAACUCCAUUAUUUUACGAUUACGCGGUGCACGCUCGCCAAGAGAUAACUGCCCUUCCAAUUUGAUUCGCACCCGCUGUUUAACCAGCAUUACAGAAGACCAUGUUCCCGAAAAUGUACCUUUCACGCCCAACCGGGACGAAAUUCCAUUCUACGAACAGGUACCUCCAGAUUGCAUAUAUGAACAAAGAAGAGCAUGCGAUUCGGGAACGCUAAUUACCACACUGAGCCUUCGCAGACCGCGCAGGAGGCAGGCCCGCUGUGACCCAGUUAUCCAUGCACCAUGUGCCACUCAACUGCAGCGCAGACGGAGGCAGGCAGACGACAAAUCCGUUGACAUCCCAACUCGGACAGACGAAGCAACUGACGAAGCCGACUCCUCUGGUAGCAGUGUCAGAGUGUUUCAAACGCCACCAAGAGGCUGUUUCUAUCUUCCGUCGGGACCGUGUGACUACUCACUCCUCUCUCGACCAAUGACCCGAAUGUUCGGAUCGCAGGAUUGUCCCCGAAAAAUACAGCUACGGUGCACUGUUACUGGCGUGCUAAGUAUGCGAACCUUAUCUCAUCCGUUCCCCGAAAAGAUGGCAGCUAGUGAAGCGCUAACAGGAAGUAACGUCAUCCCAGUUAUCAGUGCCAUCCCAACAGGUUGCAACUACGUGACAGAAGACGAAUCAGUGUGUAAAACGGAAGCAGGAACUGGUUUUGUGCGCAUGCGCAAUCUGUUCUUCUCAUCUAGGAGAUGUCCCCCAAGAGUACGCGUCCCUUGCGCCUCAAUUAAACCAGCGAAGAGGCACUUGAGCGGGCUUGCACCGGAAGUGGUACGACAGGCGGUCGCGACAUCUUUGUAGGCCAACAGUCCUCAACUAGAUUAACGAUUAAUAAAUGGACCAUAAAAUGUAAAACAAAGCGGGGAUCAUUAUUGUUAAAUGUUUGUCUUAAAUUGCAUGAUGUAUAUGUAUAACUAUGCUUGUGACAAAUGCUUUUCCUUGAAUUCAAAAUAAUUGUAAAUUUUAAACGAGGACUUUUAAAAAAAUAUAUGUGAUUUGUGUCAUUCAAUAUAUUGUGGGAUAGGGUCUAACGAUGAAAAUAAAUGCACUUUUAAAUAACGUUCAGU
Dreissena polymorpha is the source of this 3149-nucleotide messenger RNA. RefSeq lists its product as uncharacterized. The transcript has 20 exons. The record is from RefSeq and is a predicted model, not a curated record. Bases 499 to 2883 code for a protein of 794 amino acids. NCBI's taxonomy places the organism in Eukaryota, Metazoa, Mollusca, Bivalvia, Myida, Dreissenidae.